GCAGCCUUCGCCCCUCCUCUUCUCCCCAUGGCCGGAGCACCAAGAAACCAAGAACCCACCGUCCCCACCUCUCCUUCCCCACCGCGUGCCUCUGCUCUCCUGCGUCACCGGCUACCGACGGAGCAGUUCCAGGACGGCCACCACGUGCGGCUGCGGAGCCGCGAGCGCGGCACGUACCUGCACGCCGACGACGACGGGCUUGGCGUCUCCCUCCGCCGGCGCCGCGCAUCGAUGAACGCGGCUUGGGCGGUGCACAUCUACGAGGGAGAUGGCGAUGCCCUGUACGUGCUCCUCCACAGCGCCGCCUACGGCCGCUACCUCGGCGCCACGGACGCGCCGGCGCCGCGAGGCCACAGCGGGCGCCGCGUCGAGCAGUGCGACUACGAGCCGUGGCAGGAGGUGGACAUCAGGUGGCAGGCCGUCAGGAUCGGCUCGGGGGACGAUGUCCUGCUCCGCCACGUCGCCGGCCGCCUCCGCGCCAACGGGAGGCACCUCAGCGUCGACGACUUCAACAGCACCGGGACGAUGAUGCACUGGGUCGUGGAGCGCAUACCCGCCAGGGAGGACACGCCUCGCCUUGCAGCUCCGACUGGGCUCCGCCUCCCCAGAAGCCUCACCUUCCUGUUGCCGUGGCGGGUGAUCCAGUACGAGCAGGCCGGCGCCGACGAGCCCAACGCCAACUUCGCCUGGCCCUCACUCCUAUUCAGGGGCAGGUCCGUGUUCCACCUGAGGAAGAAGCUGGCCCGACGGCUGGAUGCCGCCAUGGACGCCUCCAACCUCGUCAUGUGCGUCCGAGCGGGUACGCACGGGCGGCCUACCCCACUGCUCGUCGAUCUGCCCCACAGAGACGAGACCCUCGACAUCAUCGUCGUCAUGGCCGGGACGCCAGCCCACGCAGAGCUGCGGUACCCGGAUGUCAAUGCAGAAUAGAGAAAGAUAAGAGCGGGAUUCCUGUCCACCUCUUCAGAAAUGUCGCUGCCUCAGACACGAUGACAUGAGAAUUCAGAGACAAGGUUUAGGAAGCGGAUCUUAUGUCUGCUAGCUUAGAUAAACUUGAUUCAUUCUCCAGACAUGGGGAAACUGUCUAUUUUGCCUGUAACGAUUGCGUUCUUAUUCUUGCUACUACUUCAGGGUUGCCUCUGUAAUUUCUCUCAGAUGUCAACUUGGGAACCUCUGUGAAUAGUUAUGCAAUAACUUUGGUUUGUAAUGGUUGUGUUCUUAUAUUUGCUGCUACUUCA
Molecule: messenger RNA, 1238 nt
Organism: Triticum aestivum (bread wheat)
Lineage: Eukaryota; Viridiplantae; Streptophyta; Magnoliopsida; Poales; Poaceae
Exons: 3
Coding region: 28-930 (300 amino acids)
Source: RefSeq, a predicted model, not a curated record